Aspergillus nidulans FGSC A4 is the source of this 456-nucleotide messenger RNA. RefSeq lists its product as uncharacterized. NCBI's taxonomy places the organism in Eukaryota, Fungi, Ascomycota, Eurotiomycetes, Eurotiales, Aspergillaceae. The coding region runs from base 1 to 456 and encodes 151 amino acids. The record is from RefSeq and is a predicted model, not a curated record. The transcript has 2 exons.
AUGCCGGAUCCUUUGAGCUGGACGCUGCUCUUCAAGAAGCACAGAACGACCGUGCUCUUGCUGCUUCCGCCUUCUCACACCAUCGAGGCCACCAAGACAAAGCUCCUGGAAGCUCUUCGAGCGCGCGGUCUAAAGGAAAUUAACGGCGAUCCGGUCCCUGAAGACCCCACAGCGAUCGAGUUUGGUGUUGCAGUGGACAAAAAUGACCUAGAGAAAGGAUGGACGAGCCUCGAGGCCCCGAAGAUUGAAGCCGACGAUGCGCCCAAACGAGGGCCGGAGAAGAAGACUACGUCUAUCAGCUUGAAGGCAGCAGAACUCAACAACGGGCAGUCUAUUGCGUUCAGAUUCCGAAAGAUGGGGGUGACCAGUUUUGACAACGCCACUGAUCUCGGCCUAGAGGACCCUGGUUGGGAUGUUGUUAUCCCGAAGUUUGAUGACGAAGAAGUCAGCUCAUAG